CAGUUUGCUGACCAAAAGCAAGAAUUCAACAAGCGCCCGACGAAGAUCGGCCGCCGUUCGCUUUCCCGCUCCAUCUCGCAGUCCUCGACAGACAGCUACAGCUCAGCUGCCUCCUACACAGACAGCUCUGAUGAUGAGACCUCCCCCCGCGACAAGCAGCAGAAGAACUCCAAAGGCAGCAGUGAUUUCUGUGUGAAAAACAUAAAGCAGGCAGAAUUUGGGCGCCGAGAGAUUGAAAUUGCCGAACAAGAAAUGCCUGCGCUGAUGGCUUUGAGGAAGAGAGCUCAGGGAGAGAAGCCGCUGGCUGGGGCCAAGAUCGUGGGCUGCACGCACAUCACAGCGCAGACAGCUGUCCUAAUGGAGACUCUUGGUGCACUGGGCGCGCAGUGCCGAUGGGCUGCCUGCAACAUCUACUCUACUCUUAACGAAGUGGCUGCUGCCCUUGCCGAGAGUGGGUUCCCCGUCUUCGCCUGGAAGGGAGAAUCCGAAGACGACUUCUGGUGGUGCAUCGACCGCUGCGUCAACGUCGAAGGAUGGCAGCCCAACAUGAUCUUGGAUGACGGGGGAGAUCUCACCCACUGGAUUUACAAGAAAUACCCCAACAUGUUCAAGAAGAUCAAGGGGAUAGUAGAGGAGAGCGUGACUGGUGUCCACAGGCUGUACCAGUUGUCCAAAGCGGGGAAGCUCUGCGUCCCAGCCAUGAAUGUCAACGACUCGGUCACAAAGCAGAAGUUUGACAACCUGUACUGCUGCAGAGAGUCCAUCCUGGAUGGCCUGAAAAGGACAACGGACAUGAUGUUUGGAGGAAAGCAAGUAGUGGUUUGUGGCUACGGGGAGGUUGGAAAGGGCUGCUGUGCUGCUUUGAAGGCCAUGGGCUCCAUAGUGUACGUGACAGAGAUCGAUCCGAUCUGUGCCCUCCAGGCCUGCAUGGAUGGAUUCCGGCUCGUGAAACUCAAUGAAGUCAUCAGACAAGUUGACAUCGUCAUCACCUGCACAGGCAACAAGAACGUGGUGACCAGGGAACACCUGGAUCGGAUGAAGAACAGCUGCAUCGUCUGCAACAUGGGCCACUCCAACACCGAGAUCGACGUGGCAAGCCUGCGUACGCCUGAGCUGACCUGGGAGAGGGUGAGGUCCCAGGUGGACCACGUCAUCUGGCCGGACGGGAAGAGGAUAGUCCUUCUGGCAGAGCCCACCUUUGUCUUGUCCAUCACUGCCACCACGCAGGCUUUGGCAUUGAUAGAGCUCUACAACGCUCCUGAAGGCCGCUACAAGCAAGACGUGUACUUGCUGCCUAAGAAAAUGGAUGAGUACGUGGCAAGCCUUCACCUCCCGACGUUCGACGCCCACCUGACAGAACUAACGGAUGAACAAGCAAAAUACCUGGGGCUGAAUAAGAACGGACCUUUCAAACCAAACUACUACAGAUAUUAAGUUCCCGCCGCUGUAUCCCGGAGAAUCGCGAGGAACAAGAACCCAAGUCUUUUCUCAACUACUGUACAGGAUGAAACAGCGCAAGCUUCCUAAGUUAGAGCCGGGCUUGCUCACAUAGUAGACAGUGUGUUUAGGUUAUUUAUUUAUUAAAUUAGAAUACUCUACAUGCGGCCUCUGCCACUGGUGUUCGUACUGCCGCGGGACUGGGAGACGGUGGAAUUCUUUCCGUCUUGUUUCAUUUUUCUCUUUGGGUUGCUCUUUUUUGGGGCUGGGAGGAUGGGAGAGGCAAGGAAGAAGCUGGUGGAAUGGAAUCGCUGCGAUGUACUUGCAAUAGUCCGUUAUCACCGUUAAUCCGACGCGCACGAUGGGAGCCGCGGGAUCCGACUUGGAGGUCGCACAUUGCUUUUGGUUUCCUUCGCAUCCCAGCGGUUCUUCCAGUGGAGCAGGAUCCCAGCAGCCCUGCGAGCCAGCCGGAGGGCAGCUGGGUUUGCAUUUCUCAUGCCAUUUGACAAUGCAGCUAAAAACCUCAUUUGCUCCAGGCGCUGCCGAGCAGCCAGGUGCUGCCUUGGCAGCGAAGCGGUAAAUCUCGCCGGUGAUCGCUGGAGAAACCUCUCAUGAUUCUGCCGAACUGCCCAAGGGACGGUUCUGCCAGCGAGUCGGUGAACUUUGCCUUAGCACUGCUGAAAGCUGUAACGAAGGGUCCGGUCGUUAGCGUCAGCCAGGGAUAGCCCCUAGCAUGUGGUAGGAGCCGGGAGGGCAGAGCAGUGCCCGCUCGGAGGCAGACCCUAAUGGAUGUGGUGGCGGUGGGGUAGGACCCACCACCGCUCCCUUCUUCGCAGCUCUGCAGUAUUUUCCUGCUGCUUAUGUUACGAGUGCCAACCUCCUACGGUUCAACCAAAGUCACAUUCCCGGUGGGGCUGUGGGGCCGCCUCGCGUGCCCGCACUGGUGGAAGAGCCUUGUGACCUCACCAACAAAUGCUGCUCACAUGUCGGGGAGCUCUUCCAAACCCAAGCGGAGCUCAUCGGCCAUCCCGGCUGGGAGGACCUGUGUGCACGCAAGGUCUUUCUCCAGCUGAAUUUCAGUCCUUGUUGGAAAUCUUCGGAGUUUUAUUUUCUAGUAAUCUUUGUACAAUGAAAUCUGGAAAUCCCCUUUGAGUGCGAGAGAUGUACGCCGGAGUAAUCCCCACCCCAGUUUUAUGCGCAGGGAAGACUUUAGCAUCACUAAACCCCUUCAUUCACCUCAAAUCUUGAUGCACCAGAGCCAAUGGAGAACAGAUUUGCCAUAGUUACUUGUUUUAGGCCAGGAUGUCCUGCCUGAACGCUGUGCACAGCAUGGCACGCUGACCAAGGUGACUUUCCAAGUCUCCAUGUCUCAUCGGAAUCACUUUUCAUGGUUCACAUGGAGAACGUGGUCCUUCUAAAAUAAAAUUGCCCGACCUUGUGAGCUCAGAAGCCUUUAUCCUGUGGAGGCUGCUUUGGUACCCGAGUCCCUCAUCAGCGACAGAUUCUUGUUUUGUCCUCACGGACUUCUUUGCCAUCAUGAAAAAACUCUUUUGUGGCAGCUUGUUCACGCACAAGAAUGGAAAAACUGUGGAACUAUGAUCUCAGCAGCCGAGUACUUCUCUUGAUGCUGAGGUCUGAAGUCAGCUUGGUCACAAGCUGCUCGGUUUUGGAUAAUAAGUUCUUGCUUAUUCCAAGUUUCUCUUUGAGAUUUCUCAAAACCUAUAAGGCUUUGAGAAGACCACUGAGGAGGUGUUAGGCCUUUGAGAAGAUCUUAGGGCUUUGAGGAGACUUUGAGGAGACAUUAGGGCUUUGAGGAGAUGUUAGAGCUUUGAGAAGACCUUAGGGCUUUGAGACUUUGAGGAGACCUUAGGGCUUUGAGGAGGCUUUGAGGAGGCUUUGAGGAGAUGUUAGGGCCUUGAGAAGACUCUAAGAAGACUUUAGGCCUUUGAGAAGACUUUCUCAUAGACUGGUCACUAACCACGAACUCAAUCUCUACUCAGUCAUGAAUUUUAUCCAGAUCCUGAGAUUUUUGGGAAGAGUACCCUGAGCUGUUUGAAACGUCACGUUCAGGUAUUGCCCCGUGCUCCAGUACCUUGGUCUGCAUCAGCCAAUGAACCCCAGGGUUUCCGUUGUUCCCUGCAGAUGCGCAGCGUGAAAUCCUGCUUUUGGUCAAGGUGAAACGGCAGUUGCGGGGUCACAUUGAGCAAAGCAGCUUUUGGAAAAUAGGUGUCCUAACCGCAGCCGCUUCUGCCCCGGGAAAAUCCCUCUCCAUCCGCAUGACCCUUCGGAACAGCUCACGCAGUCGCUUACCUCCCCCGCGUCCGUCGCUUGUGCAGCAUACGGUGGUGCUGUCCUCAUCCGUGAGUUCCUUCGUGCCGAUUUUUAAGCCCAUUUUCUCUUCCAGGUAGAUAGGAGAAAAAGAAAAAAAAAUUAACAAUAAACUCCCAACUGGCUUUUCCCACCUCGAUUUUUAAAGCUCUUCUCCAUGUCGUUCUGCUUCUUCUGUAAGCUUUUUUGCUUGCUUGGCUUUUUCCUAAUCAAUCUGGAAUCAUAUUCUGUGAUCAUCUCUAAAUUAAACGUGUAAUGGGUUGGGUUUUGUUUUUUUUUUUAAUGUAACACAUUUUUAAAGAAAUAGGAAAAAGGAGAUUUAGGUAACACCAGCAAAAUUGUAUAAGGAAAUUAAUUCUGUUCAGAACUUUAGCAAGAAUAAGACAAAACCUGUCAUCAGCCUGCAGUGAGGAAACGAAAACUUUGCAAACGUAACAUUUUCAAAAGGAUGUU
Molecule: messenger RNA, 4218 nt
Organism: Egretta garzetta (little egret)
Lineage: Eukaryota; Metazoa; Chordata; Aves; Pelecaniformes; Ardeidae
Gene: AHCYL2
Product: adenosylhomocysteinase like 2
Exons: 16
Coding region: 253-1434 (393 amino acids)
Biological process (GO): L-methionine cycle
Cellular component (GO): cytosol
Source: RefSeq, a predicted model, not a curated record